CAGGCCGCACCCCGGUGCAGGGAAGGACCCUGGCUGCUAUUUUCAGGACCGAGUGGCACGGCUGCAUCACUGCCGGAUGGCAAUCCAGGAUCUCGGCCUCGACAGGCUCAUCAGGCGAAAGAACGUGGAAACCACGGGGACCCAGAGACUCAGCGGGCCCCACCCGGCUUCCCUGCGGGGGGCGGCGCUGUGACGCGCCACUGACAGGCGCAACGAAAGGCAGCCUUUCUGCUGCUUGGAGCAAAGCAGAGGCGGGGGCUGCCCACGUGGGGAGGGGAGCGCCGAGGGCGAUGCUGGAGGCUGCGGGACCCCCAGCUGAAGCGCGCGGAGGCGGGGGCUCGGGGUGGAACAAGAGUGUAAGGAUGUCGGAGAAGGCUGUCUACCGGGAAGAAGCGGGCUAAAGCGUGGGUACCACCACCUGCCUCAGGAAUGUGGAGAGACGGGGACAAGGAUGGUGUCAGAUCAAGGGUUCCACGCUCUGAGUUUAGGGAGCUAGUUGCUGUCGGUCUUGGGUCUCACACAGGUGGGAUGGCUCUAAGGGGAGUCACAAACCCAGGAGUCGAAUCUUUGGGGGGGGGCGGGGGUUGUUGACGUUUCUCUAGUGAGAGCUCCAUCAGGUUAGAGUUCAAGGAGAUGGUAUCUCACGGGGUCAAAGGCUGGCAAGGUCAUAGGAUUAGUGGGCUCUCCGGCUGGUGACAGAUGAGCCGCGUCUUUUGAUUUCCUGUUCUGUCAUGCGUGCUCCUCUCUUGACCAGAGGGGUCCAUGGAGGACCCGCUUCCCGAAGAGACCAUGGAGCAGCUGGAUUCAGCAAAAGAGAGGAGUCCUCGCAGUGCAGGAGGCGACAUCUGCCAUCUGGGGGCCCUGCAGUGCGCCCGCUGCCUCAUCACCUUCGCCAAUUCCAAGUUCCAGCAGCGCCACAUGAAGCGGGAGCACCCAGCCGACUUCGUGGCCCAGAAGCUGCAGGGGGCGCUCUUCAUCUGCUUCACCUGCGCCCGCUCCUUCCUCUCCUCCAAGGCCCUGAUCGCCCACCAGCGCAGCCACAGUCCUGCUACCAGGCCCUUCCUGACGGUUGCACCCACCAUUGCCCAGACCACCUUCCCCUUCCCUGAUUGUGGCAAGACCUUUGGGCAGGCCGCUCCUCUGAGGUGGCACCGCCAGGUGCAUGAAGCUCGCUUCCCUCCUGGCCCCUUUGCCUGCACUGAAUGUGGGCAGGACUUUGCCCAGGAAGCUGGGCUGCAUCAACACUACAUCCGGUGUGCCCGUGGGGACCUCUGAGUGCAGCUUCAGCCCUCCCCAGGGCAAAGGGGGCUCUGUGGCUGGUGGGACCUACCUUUAAUAAUGGGAUGGGCCCUUGGAGGAGUUUGCUGGAAAGGCAAAGGGCUCCUGAUAAAUAGAACCCAGAAUAUGCUCUUUAGAGCUUCAGUCUUUGGAGGACAGAAAGGCCUUCGGUGAAAUCAGACAAUCGUGAGAUCUUUUGUUAAAAAAUGUAUGUAAGAGGGAAAAUUAUUUUUAUCUCCCUCAUUCCCACUUUAGUUUGAAAUCACAAGCAGCUGUGGAUUGUGUAAUCACCUUUAAUUCUUCCCAGAUGGAUGCCAUGGGCCAUAGGAGCAAAUUGCCCUGGCUUUGUGCCUGACUGGGGGCUGGGAAGGUGAGCGUUGCUGGCCUGUGAAGCCACCAGAUGGGUCCCAGACAUGGAGCAGCUCCAGCCUUUGGGGAUGGGCAGCAAAGUUAGGAGCUGUACUGAGUAAUGUGGGGGUGCAGUUCAAAUCUGUCUUCUCCCCACCCUCUCCCAGCCUUUCCCACUUGAGGGGCCAUGGCAUUGGGUGGCUUUGUCCUCCCACCCCAGAUAAUUUAAAUAAUUUUAUGCACCAUUCUGGUCAUGGGAUAUUUCGUAUAUGUGUAGAUGAAAUGACACAAAUAAACUAACAGUAUCUAAAAACAGAAAAGCUCUACAUUAAAAUAGCUAAACAAGGAACUCUGGUUUUUCAGCAGAAAUCCCCAGAGUACAUAAGAAGGGCAUGAGGAGGGGGAUCUCAGGGCUGAGCCCUAUGAGGAAACUGGUUUGGAAUCAAACAGAGAUACCUUCUGUUUCCUGUUGUAUUUGGCCAACAUUGGGAGAUUUCCUAUUAACAUCCUAUUUUCAGCUCUUGAAAAGCCCAUCCUCAGCUGAGUGGCCAAUUUAACUCCUUGCAUUACCUGCCCUGCCCCUAGACACAAUGGUUGAUGCCCUGUAUACAAUAAUCAUAGACUCAUUUAAAUUGAGGGAUGUUUUUAAAUCCCACAGGUGGGAUGGAUGUGGUAGUGACUGAUAGCUGUCUCCCAAUUUUAACUAGGCACAUGAUGGCUACAAAGACCACAUUUCCCAGGUUCUCUUGCAGCUAGCAGUGGCCGUGUGACUAAGUUCUGGCUAAAUUCCUGAGUAGAGUCCUCAAGCUUCAGAAAGGGACAUGCCUUUCUUCCACCUUCUGCCUGGAAUGUGGACAUAGUAUCCAGUCAUUUUGGACCAUGAGAGCAACAGGUGGGAUGGCAGAGCAACUUCAUGCAGCAGUGCCAUCGUAUCAGCCCGAGAACACCCACUUCCCUACUGUUAUAUAAGAGAGAAAUAAGCCUCUAUCUUGUUUAAGCUGCCAUUAGCUUGGGUCUCUUGUCACAUGCAGCAAAAUGUAUAGCCUAAGGCAGGUGUCUGCAAACUAUGGCCAAAUCCAGCUUACCUCCUGAUUUUGCAAAUAAAGUUUUAUUGGAACACA
Molecule: messenger RNA, 2747 nt
Organism: Myotis lucifugus (little brown bat)
Lineage: Eukaryota; Metazoa; Chordata; Mammalia; Chiroptera; Vespertilionidae
Gene: ZNF576
Product: zinc finger protein 576
Exons: 2
Coding region: 763-1275 (170 amino acids)
Biological process (GO): regulation of transcription by RNA polymerase II
Molecular function (GO): DNA-binding transcription factor activity; RNA polymerase II cis-regulatory region sequence-specific DNA binding
Source: RefSeq, a predicted model, not a curated record